Molecule: messenger RNA, 4513 nt
Organism: Neoarius graeffei (lesser salmon catfish)
Lineage: Eukaryota; Metazoa; Chordata; Actinopteri; Siluriformes; Ariidae
Gene: atp2a1
Product: ATPase sarcoplasmic/endoplasmic reticulum Ca2+ transporting 1
Exons: 23
Coding region: 299-3316 (1005 amino acids)
Biological process (GO): intracellular calcium ion homeostasis; calcium ion transmembrane transport
Cellular component (GO): membrane
Molecular function (GO): ATP binding; P-type calcium transporter activity; ATP hydrolysis activity
Source: RefSeq, a predicted model, not a curated record
UGUCUUUAUAAAAUCGUAUAGAGAUGAGCAACAGUUAGUACUUUCUGUCAGCCCAAGGAGGAGAGGAAGCGAGAGAGAGAGAACAACUGGGGCUGUUGAUUUUGUCCCAAUUUUUCACACUUUUAGAAAAAGUGUUGGUGGGUAACGCAUUUUUAAAAAAACAUCUCUGUCCUCUAACGGAAUUAGACCCAUUUUCUCCUCUUCAUGUUGGACUUGGAGCUCCGAGUUGGGAUCUGAGCUUUGGGGGGUUUUUUGUUGUUGUUGUUUUGUUUGCAAAGCCUCCCCUUGAGCUGAGAGGAUGGAAGACGCUCACACUCAGGAGUCGGCUGCGUGUCUGUCCUACUUUGGUGUCAAUGAGAACACAGGCCUUUCACCUGACCAGUUCAAAAGGAACCUGGCCAAGUUCGGCUUUAAUGAGCUGCCUGCUGAGGAAGGUAAAUCCAUCUGGGAGCUGGUGGUGGAGCAGUUUGAGGAUUUGUUGGUCAGGAUCCUGUUGCUAGCUGCCUGCAUCUCUUUUGUUCUGGCCUGGUUUGAAGAGGGUGAGGAAACUGUAACUGCCUUCGUUGAGCCUUUCGUUAUUCUGCUCAUUCUUAUUGCCAAUGCUGUGGUCGGUGUUUGGCAGGAGCGUAAUGCUGAGAGCGCCAUUGAGGCUUUGAAGGAGUAUGAGCCAGAGAUGGGUAAGGUGUACCGAGCUGACAGGAAGAGUGUGCAGAGGAUCAAGGCCAGGGAGAUCGUCCCUGGAGACAUCGUGGAAGUGUCAGUUGGUGAUAAAGUCCCCGCUGAUAUCAGAAUCACUUCAAUCAAAUCCACAACACUGCGUGUUGACCAGUCCAUCCUUACUGGUGAGUCUGUGAGUGUGAUUAAACACACAGAGUCUGUACCUGACCCCAGAGCUGUCAAUCAGGACAAGAAGAACAUGCUCUUCUCUGGCACCAACAUCGCUGCAGGAAAAGCCAUCGGCGUAGCUGUGGCAACCGGCGUCUCCACUGAGAUCGGAAAGAUCCGUGACCAGAUGGCAGCCACCGAGCAGGAGAAGACACCACUGCAGCAGAAGUUGGACGAGUUCGGAGAGCAGCUCUCCAAGGUCAUCUCGCUUAUCUGUGUGGCCGUGUGGAUCAUAAACAUCGGACACUUCAACGACCCUGUACAUGGUGGAUCCUGGAUCCGUGGCGCCAUUUACUACUUUAAAAUCGCUGUGGCCCUGGCUGUAGCUGCCAUCCCUGAGGGUCUUCCUGCUGUGAUUACUACGUGCUUAGCUCUGGGAACACGCCGUAUGGCCAAGAAGAAUGCCAUUGUGCGCUCUCUGCCCUCUGUAGAAACUCUAGGCUGCACCUCAGUCAUCUGCUCUGACAAGACUGGCACUCUGACCACCAACCAGAUGUGUGUGACCAAGAUGUUCAUCAUUGAGGAGGUGAAAGGGAACCAUGUGACUCUUGACCAAUAUGAUAUCUCUGGCUCAAAAUACACUCCUGAAGGAGAAGUAACUAAAGGUGGUCUUCCAGUGAAGUGUGGCCAGUAUGAUGGGCUGGUUGAGCUGGCGACCAUCUGUGCCCUGUGUAAUGACUCCUCGCUGGAUUAUAACGAGUCAAAGGGAAUCUAUGAGAAGGUGGGUGAAGCUACUGAGACGGCACUCUGCUGCCUGGUGGAAAAGAUGAACGUGUUCAACACUGAGGUCCGUGGCCUGUCCAAGGUGGAGAGAGCCAAUGCCUGCUGCACGGCAAUUAAGCAGCUGAUGAAGAAGGAGUUCACACUAGAAUUCUCCCGUGACAGGAAGUCCAUGUCUGUCUACUGUUCUCCUGCCAAGCCCUCCGAGGCGUCUCUCGGCAAUAAGAUGUUUGUCAAGGGUGCUCCUGAGGGUGUGAUUGACAGAUGUGCAUAUGUGAGUGUGGGAACCACCCGCUUACCCCUUACUUUCCCAGUGAAAGAAAGGAUCAUGGCUGUGAUUAAGGAAUGGGGAACUGGCCGUGACACCCUGCGCUGUCUGGCUCUUGCCACUCGAGACUCCCCUCUGAGGAAGGAGGAGAUGAACCUAGAGGAUUCCACCAAGUUUGCUGACUAUGAGACUGAUCUCACCUUUGUGGGCUGUGUUGGCAUGCUGGAUCCCCCUCGUAAGGAGGUCAUGGGCUCCAUCCAGCUGUGCAAGGCUGCUGGUAUCCGGGUCAUUAUGAUCACUGGUGAUAACAAGGGCACUGCUGUGGCUAUCUGCCGUCGCAUCGGCAUCUUUGGAGAGGAUGAAGAUGUCACUGGGCGUGCUUUCACAGGUCGUGAGUUUGAUGACCUGCCCCUGUCACAACAGAGAGAGGCAGUGCGGAAGGCCUGCUGCUAUGCCCGUGUCGAGCCUUCUCACAAAAGCAAGAUUGUGGAAUUCUUGCAGAGUUAUGAUGAGAUCACAGCCAUGACUGGUGAUGGUGUGAAUGAUGCCCCUGCGCUGAAGAAAGCAGAGAUUGGUAUUGCUAUGGGCUCUGGCACAGCUGUUGCCAAGUCAGCCUCGGAGAUGGUCCUGGCUGAUGACAACUUCUCUUCUAUAGUGUCUGCUGUUGAGGAAGGCAGAGCCAUCUACAACAACAUGAAACAGUUCAUCCGCUACCUCAUUUCUUCCAACGUGGGAGAGGUUGUCUGUAUCUUCCUGACUGCUGCUCUUGGUCUGCCUGAGGCACUGAUCCCAGUCCAGUUAUUGUGGGUGAAUCUGGUCACUGAUGGUCUUCCUGCUACCGCUCUAGGUUUUAACCCCCCUGACCUGGAUAUCAUGGGAAAGGCUCCUCGAUCUCCCAAAGAGCCACUCAUUUCUGGCUGGCUUUUCUUUAGAUAUCUGGUCAUUGGAGGUUAUGUUGGAGCUGCUACUGUGGCUGCUGCUGUAUGGUGGUUCAUCUCCUCUGAAGAUGGCCCAAUGGUGACCUUCUACCAGCUGUCCCACUUCAUGCAGUGCACUGAAUAUAAUGAGGACUUCGCCGACAUUGAAUGUGAGGUGUUUGAGUCCGCUCCCCCGAUGACCAUGGCUCUGUCUGUGCUUGUCACCAUCGAGAUGUGCAACGCCCUCAACAGCUUGUCAGAGAACCAGUCUCUGGUGCGUAUGCCUCCCUGGAGCAACCUCUGGCUGGUGGCUGCCAUGUCCCUGUCCAUGUCCCUGCACUUUAUGAUCAUCUAUAUUGAUCCUCUGCCUCUGAUUUUCAAGUUAACUCAUCUGAAUCUGGAUCAGUGGCUCAUGGUGCUAAAGCUCUCUCUCCCCGUCAUCCUCAUCGACGAGGUGCUGAAGUACAUUGCACGCACCUACUUGGAACAGAAAGACGAGAACCUGGUGUCGAAGAAAUGGGACUAGAACAAGGGUAACAAAUGAGAAAGAACUGGCUCUAAAGAAUGAGUACAAUUACCCAUCCUGAAAGGAAUUACAACAAACGUUCAAAACAUCCAACAGUGAACAAGUCAACAUACCUGAGAAUACAAAAAAGGAAGAAAAGACAGGAAAGAAAAUGUAUAAAACACACAAAUGUUCUGUGAAUAUGAAUGUGAUCUACAGUAGCAGUCAAAAGUUUGGGAACACCUCCUCAUUCAUAGGAUUUUCUAUAUUUUUGACUAUUUUCUACAUUGUAGAACAAUCAAAACUAUGAAAUAACAUGGAAUUAUAUGGUAAACAAAAACUUAAAAAAAAAAGUUUCAUAUUUUAGAUUCUUCAAAGUAAUCAGCACUUACCUUGACGCUUUGCACACUAUUGGCAUUAUCGUAAUCAGCUUCAUGAGGUAGUCACCUGGAAUGCUUUUCAGUUAACAGCUGCGCCUCGUCGAAAGUUAAUUAGUGGAUGAGUUUUUUGCCUUCUUAAUGUGUUUGAGAUCUCGUCUCAUUAUCUCUAGCCGCUUUAUCCUGUUCUACAGGGUCGCAGGCAGCUGACUACGGGUGAAAGGCGGGGUACACCCCGGACAAGUCGCCAGGUCAUCACAGGGCUGGCACAUAGACACAGACAACCAUUCACACUCACAUUCACACCUACGGUCAAUUUAGAGUCACCAGUUAACCUAACCUGCAUGUCUUUGGACUGUGGGGGAAACCGGAACACCCGGAGGAAACCCACGCAGACACGGGGAGAACAUGCAAAGUCCACACAGAAAGGCCCUCGCCGGCCACGGGGCUCGAACCCGGACCUUCUUGCUGUGAGGCGACAGCGCUAACCACUACACCACCAUGCCACCCCUGUGUUUGAGAUCAAACAGUAAAUAAUAAAAAUACAGUAAAUCGCCCUAUUCAUACAACAACUGUAGUAAUCCACAUCAUGUCAACAAACGCUUGACUAAGUAAAGAGAAACAACAUCCAUCAUUACUUUAAGACAUGAAGUCUUAAUUUAAUUAAUAAAAAAAAACCAAACAUUGAAUUAGAAGCUGUGUCCAAACUUCUGACUGGUACUGUAAGUUUAUGUAUUUAAAUAAAUUAACAUUAUAAAAAAGUAUAAACUAAUAUUUUAAGGAUUCUAUUCCUAAAAAAAAAAAAUAUAUUUCUUAAUAAAGAUAUAUAUUUUUAAAAAUU